Messenger RNA from Penicillium canescens, 1140 nucleotides. Its product is annotated as tRNA maturation protein LHP1. The record is from RefSeq and is a predicted model, not a curated record. Lineage: Eukaryota; Fungi; Ascomycota; Eurotiomycetes; Eurotiales; Aspergillaceae. Gene Ontology annotation, cellular component: nucleus. Gene Ontology annotation, biological process: RNA processing. Bases 1 to 1140 code for a protein of 379 amino acids. The transcript is spliced from 4 exons. Gene Ontology annotation, molecular function: mRNA binding.
AUGGCUGAGGAACAGAAGACCCCCAUUGCCAACGUUGAGGCAGAGAAGGACGUCCAGAAUGUGCUUGCUGAGCUGAAGGAGGGCGCCGCUUCCGAAAAGCCCACUGAGGACGCCGACGAGGCUCGCAUUGUCGCUGAAGCUGCCAAGCUCGGUGAGAAGUCGGAGCAGUCGGAGGAGAAGGCUUCUGCUAAGCCUGAGCGCGAGACCCGUAACUUCCAGCGCGGUGGCCGCUUCGGUCGUGGUGGUGCCCGCAACAACGCCAAGUUCGAUCCCUCCACCCAGGAGGAAACCGACGACCCGGUGCAGAUCCGCAAGCAGGUUGAGUUCUACUUCUCCGACUCCAACCUCCCCAUGGACAAGUUCCUGCUCUCCAAGGUCGGCGGCAGCGCCAACAACUCUGUCCCACUUGAGCUCCUGCACUCCUUCAAGCGCAUGCGCCGCUUCCAACCUUUCAGCGCUAUCGUUGAGGCUCUCAAGACCGCCGAGACUGUCGAGCUGACCGACAACGACACUGCCGUCAAGCGCAAGGUUCCUCUCCCCGAGUCGGUUAACGAGCACGACUCUAGCGCCGUCAAGGUGUAUGAGGAUGCCACCAUGGCCCGCAGCAUCUACGUCAAGGGCUUCGGUUUCGGAGAGGAGGAGCCCACCACUCAGCUUGAUAUCGAGGCUCUCUUGCCCCCUACGGCCCCGUCAACGCCAUCCGGUUCCGUCUUCGUUGAAUUCGCCGACGAGGACAAGCAGAAGGCCUUCCUCGCUCUCGAGGAGAAGCCCCAGUACAAGGGCAAGGAGCUCACCUACAAGAGCAAGAAGGACUACUGCGACGAGAAGGUCGAGCAAAUCAAGGCUGGCAAUGUCUACCCCAGCCAGGGCCGCAACAACAACAACAACUCUCGUGGUGGCCGUGGUGGACGUGGUCGCGGCGGUCGUGGCCGUGGCCGUGGCGGUCGCGAUGGCGGUGACCGCAAGGAGCGCGACUGGCGUGAUCGCCGCUCCGAGGACCAGAAGAACGGCUUCCAGGCUCCUCGUGAGGCCCAGAAGGAUUCUCGUGGUGUCCCCGUGGUGCAGAGCACCCAGAAGCGUUCCCGCGAGGACGAGGGCGGCAACGACCAGCCCGCCAAGAAGGUCGAUGCCAAGGAGUAA